UAUAAUGCAUAUGGGUUGACCUGUGAAAACAUAAUGUCCUGUUUUCAUUUGUCAGUUACCAGUUAGGCUUUAGAAACAUGAUAAAGUUAAAGUGUAUUUAAAAAUAUAGUUUGAAGAAAUUUGUGAAAGUGGUCAUGAAUUUCAAGGGUUGAAUGAUUAUAGUUAACUGUUUAAAAAUAUGUAGUUGUAGCCUACUAAUGCUUUUAUAAAAUGCUCAAAAUAUAUUUUAGAUUACAUCCUGUGAUAUCCAAGCCUUCUUUGUUUCUGUGUUUUCAAAGCUCCACACCAGUAGGUGGUGGUAAAGAAAACAGUGUAGGUACGCGUUAACACGUGAUUUACGUGUUAACACGCACUUACGCGUUAACACGUAGUGCGUGUUAACACGUGAUUUACGCGUUAACACGUAGUGCGUGUUAACACGUAUUUUUAACACGUUUUUGCCCUGUUGGCCUUCCAUAGAAUGCAUCUUGCGCUGAUCACCGGUGAUCGAUUCUGCGCAGAAUUUGCUCAUCUCAAACAAGCCUUAUGAUGCACACUGCAAAAUCUAACCGGAAGUAGUAGGUCAUCCGGGUACUUUUCGCAUACUGUUUUUCGAAUACUAUGUAUUCGGACAUACUACUCGCCUCGCCUACUGCUUUUCGCGUACUAUAGUAUGUAGUAGGCGGUUUCGGACGCAGCAAUACACACAGGCACGUUCUGAUACGUGAAAGGCGUAAAUCACCUGCAACACAGCGCUAUGCUUAUUAGCGCUCCUCCGCCGUGCUCUUUCGGACAGUGAGCAGAGACAGGAAAUGAAGCGUCUGACCGCCCCCUGGUGGAUGAGAGGGAAAAUGACGAGACUGAGCCGGCCCUUUGACACAGAGAAACGGAGGAGAGACGAGCCAGCGCAGAGCUCAGAAAGCAAAUGCACCAAUCGGCGUAAAAGGAGAACAGCGAGCAUGGGAGAAGGGCUUCCGGUACAGAUGAAAGAAGACUCAAAAGCUUACAGCACCUGAGCUCUGUUGAGCAGGCCGCUUCCUCAACCCACCAAUCAAAUGGCGCCGUUGCUUUGAAUAUUAAGUGCAUCACGCGAGUGACAAACGUAAAUAACACUACUAUCAUCAUUUGAUUGAGAUCGGUUACAGCAAACAAGAGAUAGAAAUCAUGGAUGUGGAGGGACACAAUUGCGUGACAAGAGUUUGUCUGUGAAGUCCAACCUGACUCGGCACAUGCAGCUUCAUUUUCCAAAGGAACAUGUGUGUGAAGUGUGUGGGAAAAGCUUCUCACUGAAACAGCAUCUGAGCAGGCACCAAAAACAACACCUGUACCCAUGCAUCCGUCUGUACAAGCAGGGAGAGGCCAAGCUGCAGUGUACGGAUGGAUCUGCAUCGUCUCAGAAGAGCAUCCUGACCUUUGUCAAAGCUGCUGGUACUUACACCCCUCCUCUGCCCCAGUCUCCCCUUCCUUGUGCCCGUGUGCUGAGGCGUGCGCACAUGAUCAUGGAGAUGGAGAAGAUGUCUGGAGAAAUCCUCUGCAUUGAUGGCACAAAAAAGGUCCUUAAGAAGAUAUAUGGUGAUGGCCGGGGCACCAUGCAGUAUAUCACCAGUGUGCUGAACGAGUGGGGCCAGUUCUUGACCACAGUGGUGGUGGCAGCUGAGUCUGAGGGGUGCUACAGACGUAUGGCCAAAGGUCUGAUGGCCCACUUUGAACGAGCUAGGGCUCCUGCACCUGCUGUCAUAUAUGCAGAUAACAACUGUUGUCGUGCUUCGUCCUUCCUGGAGAAUCUGUUCAGGGACUGGGUGCAGAAGGGCACUGUGAUCAGACUGGACAUCCGACACUGGCAGCAACGCUGGGAUGCUGUUGUCAUCAAACAGAGCCAUGCCAACUAUGGGUUGUUUAUGAGUGCCCUUGCAGGUGCAGUGCUGGCCUACAACAAGAACGAUAUGAUGCUCCUCAACUGCCCAAUCUGAAUGCCAAGGCUAACUACAGGGCAACCGUAAUGCCAAAGGUGAAACCCCACCAACGAGUGCUGUCAGAAGAACCAAUGCCAGCAGCUCCUACUCUGUCAGAAUCCCUUCCAGCUCCAGAUCGACCUCAGGUUCAGUACCAGAGCCUAUGUCAUGCAGCUGGGAAAAGGCAUGAUCAGAAGCGGAGGAUAGAUGUGGAAGAGUUUGUGAACCGGCCCAUUCAACCUAAACCCCCUGUGGUCACGUACAUCCUAUCCAGAGCGUCAAAAGCACCUGUCCUUGUAGUGGUUCCUGCAUAGCCACAGGGAUCAUCCAUGAUGCUCUGUGGGGCAUCCAGCAUUCAAGGGGUCAUACCUUUCGCACUGCCUCCUGCGCUGACAUCCAGACCAAUCAAGCCUCAUAAAUCCACGAAGCCUUGUGGGGCCUACCAAGUACCCCAGUCUGGUGGGCAGCGUAAGAGGUACACGCCGUCCAAAGACAAGGCUGCUGAAAGUAGCCAAAAAAUAUUUACGUAUUGCCCAGCAACUAGAAAGUCCACCACUUCAGGUUUUGAAGGUGUUGUGUUCAACAGUUUCAAACACUUCAAAAGUGUAGUAGAUGAGGAACUAAAAAUGAAGAAAAAUAACAAUUAGAGAGCCAACUACAUCCCCCAAAUCACAAUAGCAGAUUUCUGGGGUAUGGUUUGUACCUGGUUCAGACCUGGAUCAGACCUAGUUUACUUCAUCCCCUUGUAUAUAUUGUACACAGUAUUGGGGAAAGUAACUUUCCCCAACACUGAUUGUACUUAUAUUGUAUAUUGUUCAAUGUGUGCAUGUAUAAAUCUUAAUAAGAAUCCUGUAAAUAAUAACUUAUUAGUACCUAUUUAGCUAUUUUCUGCUAAAUUACUUAAUAAUUAAUGUAAAUUCUAUUCUGUUUACCUUGUUACCUGUGUUAUUAUUGUUGUGUUGUUUAUUUAUUUCUAUAGAUAUCUAUUGUUGAACAAAUAAAAAAAGAUUGUUUCCAAACAUAUGAUUCCUCUCUCUUGUUCUCCAUUUGUCCACUUAAUAGAGGUUAAGACUGUCACAUGAAACUGUAUUGAGUAUAACAGAGGCUGAAUUACUUACCAGUAUGGUAAAGAUUAAGUAUUUUUCUAAAAUUCCAUUAAGGCCGUUUAUGUGUACAUUUUUCAUGCUCUCUAGAGGGUGAAUAGGGCAAAUAGAGUGAAUAAUAUCUCAGAUAUGAGCAAAUUACACUUUGUUCAAGUAGCCUAAUAUAGCGUUUUAGAUUUUUUCAGUGAUCUUGCAAACAUUGUAACUAAAAGUCUCAAGUUUAUUUGUA
This is a messenger RNA of Paramisgurnus dabryanus, 3263 nucleotides long. The record is from RefSeq and is a predicted model, not a curated record. Lineage: Eukaryota; Metazoa; Chordata; Actinopteri; Cypriniformes; Cobitidae.